Molecule: messenger RNA, 1339 nt
Organism: Sorghum bicolor (sorghum)
Lineage: Eukaryota; Viridiplantae; Streptophyta; Magnoliopsida; Poales; Poaceae
Exons: 5
Coding region: 307-1056 (249 amino acids)
Source: RefSeq, a predicted model, not a curated record
CUCCAUACUCCAUACCGGCGACCGCCGCCGGCCGCCCCCGCCCCCCGGCCAAGCCGGUCGAGCGGCUCGAGGAUCCCCCGUCGGCCGCCGCCCACCGGCUGCUCGCCCCCUGCCGCCGCCUGCCACCUCGCCAAGCGGUUGUCCGGCGGUGGCGGGCGCGCCAAGGAGCUGAUCGGGAUAGCCGGCGGCCGCCCAGUGCCCCAGUCCGCCGUGCGCUCUGGCCCCGCGCUGUCCAAUUGCAGUCCCUGAACUAUCUUGGUUUCGAAUCCUGGGUCCGCCACUGACUCCACUACACGGUUCAACCCGAUGCUUCCGGCGUUGCGGCCUCGCCGCCGGCUCCCGGUGGCAUCCCUCCGCCGCCGCCUCUGCACCCCCUCCUCCUCUGGUACUGGCAAGAGCGAUCUCCCCGUCGACGCAGCAGCGGUGGCUGCGGCCACAGCAAAGGCCCGGGCGGAGGCGGCAGCGCGGGCUCGGGCGGAGGCGUACAAACAAGUCCAAAACUUCGAUUGGAGCAGUGGCGCCGACUGGAAGACCGCCGCUAACAUCCUCUUCACGGUCCCCCCCAAGCGCAAGGAGUUCGGGCUUGAUUUCCACCUUGUGCAGCUCUUCUUUGUCUGCAUGCCCUCACUAGCUGUCUAUUUAGUGGCCCAAUAUGCACGGAGGGAGAUCAAAAGGAUGGAGGGGGAAGCAGAAGAGAAAAGGAAAAAAGAUGAGGAACUUGAGAAACAAAAACAGCUUGAGGAAGAAUCUGCCAAGGAGGAUGCUGAUUCAAAGCUUUCGAAGGUUUUAGACAGGGUAGAUACACUAGAGGCUGUCGUUAAGGAAAUUGUGGAUGACAAAAGGAAACUCUCUUCCCCUGAUUUACCAACCAAAGAGGAGGUUGCGAAGAAAGAUAAAGCAUCUCUGGGCAAGGCUUCUGAUUCGAAAAACGAUAGUCAGCCAGUGACAGUCAAGAGUAAGGACAUCAGUUGUGCUGCAAAUGCUCCAGCAAAUACUGCAAAACCAAACAUUAAGGGGAUUUGUGAUAAGGCUUUUCCUGUUGAGUCCGAGAGUUGAUAAAUCGUUCAAUUUUCUUUUUGUGUUUCUUAGAGCCAUUACUGUUCUUCGUUUGAGGUGCCCACCCACCCUCUUUCAACACAAGAUGGGUGUUUAGCCAUGUAGUCUCGUCCUCAAUGGUAAGUGAAUGAAUAGAUGUAAUUUCCACUUUGGAGUUUCCACAACUGUGAUAUGAUGGGUCUUAGAAAAAAAAUAGCGAGCUAACGUUUUGUGCUACCUAGCACCUUUGAUAGUUGGGGCUGUGAUUUUGGAUAAUGAAUAUGGCAAAUCCUUCUGCUUACUA